Brassicogethes aeneus is the source of this 999-nucleotide messenger RNA. NCBI's taxonomy places the organism in Eukaryota, Metazoa, Arthropoda, Insecta, Coleoptera, Nitidulidae. The record is from the annotation of a GenBank genome assembly.
AUGUGCAAAGAGGAUGAGAACCUCUACAAACUGCAAAUUGAGAGAAAGGGCCAGGUUGGUUAUUCCACUUGCCUACCUGCUAGUGUCAAGACCUUUCACUCAUCAAAGAGAAGGAAGAUAAUGGAAGCUGUGUCCACGCUCUACACUUACCACCUCAGAGCCAUUGUUCCGAAAUUAGCAUGGACUCAUCCGACAACAGUGCGAGUUAGACCUAGACUCCAGGUUUUUGGAUCAGCUUUUAUCCAAAGCGCAACAAUGAAAACUGCUUUUAAUGGAUUCCAAUCUACAGGAAUAUGGCCAACUGACUCAUCAAUAUUUACUCCCAGCACUGAUAUUGGACUUGGCAGACCUGCAAGUGAAGAGGUCGUGCCUGAAGCUGAACAACUGGAAUUGCCUUCAUAUAGCCCACCAGUCGAAAAAGACAUGCCUCUCAGGUUGGAUGAAGAAGCUGGCGAGGAUUUAACAAACUCUAAUGAUGACACACCGGCAAAGAAAAUCCGAUUUGAUGAGGAUAGUGCCACUCCUGGGUGCUCUUGGAUGUCAACUGACAUCAUGUCCUCUUCACUUCAUGUUUCACCAAAAAUUCUAAUGCCUAUUCCAAAAGUUAAAAAAAGCGUGAAAAGGACCAAUCGGAAGAGGGAAAAGACUGCAGUCUUAACGGAUCCACCAUACAAAAAAGAGUUAGAAACCGCUAUUCAGGAAAAAGCGAAAAUGAACUUAGCUAAGGAAGAAAGAGCAAGGACAAAACUGGAAAAGAGUAAAAAUAAGAAAAAUAAGACUGAAAAAAAUAAAGGAAAGUACCUGAAGACGAAUGGAAAAAAGAAGGACCCGAAGAGAGAAUGCAAAAUUAACGAAAGCGAUUCUGAGGAUUUCUCUGACUGUGAAUGUUUGUAUUGUGGUAAAUUUUAUUCAAAGUCAAUUGAUGGUUGGGUCGCCUGUUCUGUGUGCAAUAAAUGGGCACACAAUUUCUGUGCGGGAAUUGAUAGCGAGGAUGAUUAG